AUGCGUGAAGUGGAAGAAGAGCGUCGUAGCAGCACGAUCGCAGUCAACGGCUUGGAAAAGGACAAAAAGGAUCUAGAAGCUUCAAAUGCGCAAACGAUAGAGGAAAAUCGAUAUCUGCUAGAUCAGUUGGAGACGAUGAACAAUAGCGUGUCGAAUGCAGACGCUCAAAUACUUGCGCUUAGUUCCGACCUCGACUCGACUCGCAAAGAGAUGGAGAAGCUCACGAUUCUCGCCGCGCGAGCCGCUGAUCUCGAGGCCGAGCUGCUCAAUAUGGAGCUGGAACAAGCGAGUCUACAAAUCGAAGCUGUGACGAAAGAUGAAGAAAAACACACAGCAAUACAAAGGUGGAAAAGUGCGGAACGAACCAUUGCUAGGUUGUCGGAGCAGAUUGAUCGCAUUGAAAAAGAAACAAGUCAAGAAAGAGGUCAACAUACGGAACUUGUGGCAAGAUUGGAGAGACGAAGAGCGGUAGAGCAAGAACUGGAUCGUGCGGCCGGCAGGCUGAGUGGGGCUGCAGUAUCUGCGACUGGGCCUGAUGAUGGAGACAAGUCUGUUGUCUCAAGUUUUGUUCGGGAAAUUCUCCAAGACAAUGCAAAUCUACAGAUGGGGAUCGUUGAGCUGCGAGAUAUGCUGACCGGAUCCAAUGAAGAGGUGGAGAGCCUGCGAGAACAGAUCCUACAGCACCAGCCGUUGCAAUCUGAAUCGGCCAACGAAGGCUUCCUAGAUUCGGAGCUUGCAAAGAUACCAUCACCAGAGAUACCUGUCCACGUUCACCACCACUACCAUGCAGCUCCGAAAGCAGACAUAAGAAAAGAGAAGGCACCGGCCAUUCGACGACCUAGGAAAAAGAGAUACGUCACAUCUCCUGGAUUUCGAACACCGACCGCUGGUUUUCACACCCCUCGUACACCAGGAUCACCUCAUCUACAGAUGUGUUCAGCGCCCAAUGCCGCCACAAUACUUUCACAUACGUCAGCUACAGUCCCACCCUAUGAUCCGUCUAAUAAAAGAUUCUCUCAGACCUCACUGAACUCGUUCACGAUUGGCCAAUCAUCGACGUACAGCUCUCCGCCAUCUUCUUUCCGCGAGCAGUCCAUCUUCGACACUACAGAAGACGUCUUUGACCAUUCUAGGCCAAUGAGCCCUGCGUCAACUACCAUUGACUCCGCCGACUUUCUCCCAAGGCAUCAAAAACAUGUAUCUGAUACGUCACUAAAAAGCUUUCCGGCUCAAGCCUCGCCGUCCACUUCGCAGUUUCCGCAGAACAUCUCCGCUAUACUUGAAUCUCCACAAGGAAGGGAGAACACAUACGAUAGUCACCCCAAAACUACACGAGACCAAAGUACGAUUCUAGAAGAGCCAGAAGACGAAGAGGCUCUCACUGGGAUCGAAGAUGACCCCAAUGCUAAAAUAAAUCUUGGGCACGGAGAAAAACUAUCGAUGAAGCCCCGACUGCAUCGAGCAUGUUCAGCCGAAAGUGUUCUAUCGAGUCGGGGUGUCGACAUUCCCAAACUACGACGGAAGCGAUCUCAACUAAUCAACAGUCCUCGAGCAUCUCUAGGUGCUUCAUCCCUAUCAGUCGACCCUAUCACAAGUUCAACGUCGGCGAUUGGAAGGACCUCUAAAUCCACAAGGUAUUAUGAUUCUAGCAACUACAACCGGCUUUUACUUGGGCAUGCCACGCUAGGGACGACGGUAAAUCCGUCCGAAGCUGCAACAUCCAAGAAAGGCCUUUCAAAAGCGUUUGGGGGGUGGAUGGUGGGCAAAUGGGGUGCCACGCCCGCUUCUCCGGCUAAAGUCGCUAUCUCGAAGACAGCACAGAAGAAGGCAGUCCCAUCGGAGAAAGACAACGGCAAGGCGAGUGGCCUUGCUAGUGAGUCACCAACGCAGGUCGAAGCUCUGAAAAUCAACAAUACUUUACUCAACGAGGCACUAUGCGAGGGUUGA
This is a messenger RNA of Bacidia gigantensis, 1947 nucleotides long. RefSeq lists its product as uncharacterized. The transcript has a single exon. Bases 1 to 1947 code for a protein of 648 amino acids. NCBI's taxonomy places the organism in Eukaryota, Fungi, Ascomycota, Lecanoromycetes, Lecanorales, Ramalinaceae. The record is from RefSeq and is a predicted model, not a curated record.